AUGCCACUAUCCAGCACAGACAAAGUCUUCCUCCACCGCACAAUCCAACUAGCCCAAGAAGCCCUAGAAGCAGGCAACGACCCCUUCGGCUCCCUCCUCGUAGACGCCAACAACAAAAUCCUCAAAGAAGACCGCAACCGCAUCCACACCGAAUCAAACCUGAGUCUCCACCCAGAAUUCACCCUCGCCCUCUGGGCCCAAAGCAAUCUCUCUGCUGCCGACCGCGCCGCCGCCACGGUUUACACCUCCGGCGAGCACUGUCCCAUGUGUGCGGCUGCGCAUGCGUAUGCGGGAUUGGGGCGGAUCGUGUAUGCUAGUUCGGCGAGGCAGCUGGAAGGGUGGAUGGUGGAGUUGGGGGCUAAGGAGGGGCCGGUUAAGGCGUUGGGGAUUAGGGAUGUUGCGCCUGGUUUGGUUGUUGAUGGGCCGGCGGCGGAUUUGGGGGGGUUGGUUUUUGAGUUGCAUCGGUUGAGGAAGGAGAGGGUUGAUGCCGAGGCGGAGAUAAAGGUCAAUAUAUCCUGA
Molecule: messenger RNA, 519 nt
Organism: Penicillium cataractarum
Lineage: Eukaryota; Fungi; Ascomycota; Eurotiomycetes; Eurotiales; Aspergillaceae
Product: nucleoside deaminase
Exons: 1
Coding region: 1-519 (172 amino acids)
Biological process (GO): tRNA wobble adenosine to inosine editing
Molecular function (GO): tRNA-specific adenosine-34 deaminase activity
Source: RefSeq, a predicted model, not a curated record